Molecule: messenger RNA, 1875 nt
Organism: Chaetomium globosum CBS 148.51
Lineage: Eukaryota; Fungi; Ascomycota; Sordariomycetes; Sordariales; Chaetomiaceae
Exons: 1
Coding region: 1-1875 (624 amino acids)
Biological process (GO): protein N-linked glycosylation
Molecular function (GO): alpha-(1->6)-fucosyltransferase activity
Source: RefSeq, a predicted model, not a curated record
AUGCCGCCUACGCUUGACCUCGGCAGGACUUCCCACACCAAAGUCGGUAUCGCACCGCCUCGUAUCAAUCUUCGCCGGGCCGCCUCUUACCAACAUGACCGGGGACCGCUCUCUUCGACGUCAUCGCGGUUUGCUUUCAAUCACUUGGUCUUUUCACCGCCCCCAUCACCUGGCCUUCCCUCGCUCUCGCCUCCGGCGAAGAAGCCGAAGCGAAAAUUAUUCGGCAUCAUACGUCCGCUCAGGGUUCUCCGUUACGCCAUCCGGCUGCUGAGCGUCGUCGUGGUCUUCUUCGUGGCACUGGAGGUUCUUACCAGGUUUUUUGGCGAGUCAACGCCAACACCGACAGAACAUGCAAGAUCCGUUCAAAAAGAGGUCGAGCCUGAGACGGGGAUGGUUUCACAGAAGGAAGCGCCGGACUUUCCGACUCCGAUCGUUGUAACCGAUAAUCGGGGACGAGCGAAGUGGACUGUUUCGAUACCGCCAGGAUCCGAGUUCCCUCUGAGGAUGAACCAAUACGUGGACAUGUGCCUGAAGUGCCGACAGGUGGCGGCGCGGACUCGGCAUCUGCGGUCUCACGGGCACGGGCUCCAUCAAGUCUCGUUCGGGUUCGGCUCCGACCCGGCGGAUGAUUUUAUUGACGUGCAGGAGGCGGAAAAAGCCGGGUAUUUCGCCGGUGCGCAGAAAUAUGCUGGGGAAUUUGCGAGAGGCGGCGAAGCGGGGAAAGCGGCGUGCAAAAAGAGCCUGACGUUCGUCCUCGAAUCGAGCGAUGCCGGCUUGGGGAAGACAUUGAUGAUGCUCUGGAUCGCGUAUGGUUUGGCCGAAAAGGAGAGACGUGCUUUCUUCAUCGACGACACCCGAUGGGCGUACGGAAAGUUCACGGCCCUCUUCCAAUCCCCGCCAGUCCCAGAAUGUUCGGCACCACCCAGCCACGAGAUCCUCCCUUGUCCGCGGCAUGCCCGCCACCUGGUGACAUCGGCUGCAACGAUGGACGUCCUAUUCGGAAGCUUGACCGAGAGCGCCGAUCCCCCAUCCGAAUCACACGAUCGAGCCCUCCGCAAGACUCAAUUCGGCCUUGCCCGUCGGGGCUAUGAAGCGCUCGCCCAAAUGAAUAAGGAAGACGGCGAAUACGUCGACUCUCGUGUCCGCGAGCUGAUAGACAUGAAGGCAGUGCCCAAGUCCAAAGGCCAUCGUAAUGGCCUCGCCGUCGGGGUGCACAUCCGCCGCGGCGACCGGCAUCCCCUCGAGUUCCAAUACCGCCAUUCGUACCUGCCACUCAACCUCUACACCGACACUGCGUACGAGAUCAUCGAGUCCCAAUUCAACCACACCAGCGCCGGCCUCUUCGCUGGCAGCAGCAGCCCCGAGGAAGCUGCCGCCGCCAAAGAGCAGAGCAUCGUCUUGCUGGCGUCAGACGACCCCAUGGUCUACGAGAGCGCCGAGCUCGCUGGCACUGCUAGUCGCGCCCAGGAGCGCAUCAAGCUGGCCAGCAAGCAGAACAUCCAGAGUACCAACCAGGACAAAUCGGUCAUGCGCAAAUUCGUGGACGAGACGUUCGGUUGGGAGGGAGGGUUUUUCGCUGCCAUGUUUUGGAACCUUGGCGUGUCAUCCGCCCAUGCCACGGCGGCGCCGGACGCCACUAUUCCCGGGGAUGCCGUUGCGCCAUCCGCGGAGGCCCUCCGGCUUAGGAGCCUGGUGGGUCGCGCGUACAUGAUGGACCUGACGGUUUUGGCGGACGCGAGCGACGUGGUUGUGUGCACUGUCAGCGCGGUUGGGUGCCGGUUACUGGCUGUCAUGAUGGGGUGGGAGAGUGCCAUGGAUGAAGGCAACUGGGUCAACAUUGAUGGCGGGUACGGGUGGCUGGGGUUGGAGUGGUGA